Thermothelomyces thermophilus ATCC 42464 is the source of this 1026-nucleotide messenger RNA. RefSeq lists its product as uncharacterized. The transcript has 3 exons. Gene Ontology annotation, biological process: small GTPase-mediated signal transduction. Lineage: Eukaryota; Fungi; Ascomycota; Sordariomycetes; Sordariales; Chaetomiaceae. The record is from RefSeq and is a predicted model, not a curated record. Gene Ontology annotation, cellular component: plasma membrane. Gene Ontology annotation, molecular function: GDP binding; GTPase activity; GTP binding. Bases 414 to 980 code for a protein of 188 amino acids.
AUUGCGCGGUCGUGCAAACGCCACAGCUCCCGCACAACUUUGUCAUUCGACAUAUUGGUCGAGUCAAUCCGCCUUUCGCGGUGUCUGCAGAGUUUUUCUGAACCGGCCGAGAAGAACCUUUCUUACUGCCCAACCACUCGUUGCCAGCUCCCUCCCCUCCCCCUUUGCCUGAUCUGAACUACUCAGAGCAAGGCCCCGCGCCCGCAAACGAUCCGACACUCGUUUUCUUGCAUGUCGACUUACUUUGAACAAACAAACCCCGGUUCGACUCCUGUCUUAACGGCGGCACGCUCGAAUUGGCCCAAAGUGCACCAGACCCCUCAGCGCGACUGUCGAUUACGAAACUUUGUACAGUACAUCCGGUCGGCACCCUGAUUUCUACUCCGGCGCGACGAUAACCAAACGCAAGCACGAUGCCGACCACGCUCGCCAAGCAGCGCAAGAUUGCCAUAGUUGGCAGCCGCUCAGUCGGCAAGUCUUCCCUGGCCGUCCGCUACGUCGACGGGCACUUCGUCGAGAGCUAUUACCCGACCAUCGAGAACACGUUCAGCAAGGAGAUCCGGUAUAAGGGCCAGGACUUCGCGACCGAGAUCGUCGACACGGCGGGCCAGGACGAGUACAGCAUCCUCAACUCGAAGCACUUCAUCGGCAUCCACGGCUACAUGCUCGUCUACAGCGUCUCAUCCCUCCAGUCCUUCGAGAUGGUGCAAGUGAUCCGCGACAAGAUUCUGAACCACCUUGGCACGGCCACGGUCCCGAUCUGCAUCGUCGGGAACAAGUGCGACCUGCGGCCGGAGCAGCGGCAGGUGACGCCCGAGGAGGGAAGGGCGCUGGCCGAGAAGUACAAGUGCGCGUGGACCGAGGCCAGCGCGCGCUACAACGAGAACGUGGCCAAGGCGUUCGAGCUGCUCAUCGGCGAGGUCGAGAAGUCGCAGAACCCGAGCGAGCCCUCGGACGGCGGCAAGUGCGUGCUCAUGUGAGAAGCUUCUUCCGCCCGCUCCCCCUGUCCUCUCUCUCUCUCUCUCU